Molecule: messenger RNA, 2892 nt
Organism: Penicillium daleae
Lineage: Eukaryota; Fungi; Ascomycota; Eurotiomycetes; Eurotiales; Aspergillaceae
Product: M28 family metallopeptidase
Exons: 1
Coding region: 1-2892 (963 amino acids)
Biological process (GO): proteolysis
Molecular function (GO): metalloexopeptidase activity
Source: RefSeq, a predicted model, not a curated record
AUGGCUCCUCCCAGGGCCAGAAAUCCUCUGGCCUUUACGCCGUGGCCGGUAACCAUCAUCACCACUGCGGUGUUUCUCGCCCUGAUCAUCCCUAUCCUUGUCAUCCACCUGAACGUCCCCGCCGCACCUCGGACCAGCCCUGAAGGAUUGAACCUGACCGAGGCAUGGCAGGACCUUCAGUCACUCACCAGAGGCUAUCACCCGUACAACUCGCAUGAAAAUGAUCAUGUUCGCGCGUGGCUCCUCGAGCGCAUCGACGCGAUCCAGCGAUCCGCCCCACCCGCCGAAGCUUACCAGCCGAACGAGGAAAAGCCCGAGGUCUUCGUUUUCGAUGAUCUCACAUCGAACCUGACAUUCUUCGACCAACGGAGUGGCGUGUACUUUGAGGGUACCAAUAUCCUGGUCUACAUCCGCGGUUGGGAAGAUACGAAGGAGAAUUGGUGGGAGACUCCUGGGAAGUCGCCCACCGGUAAGGGCGGAGUGCUGGUCAACGCGCACUACGACAGCGUGUCGACUGGAUUUGGAGCUACGGACGAUGGUGUCGGUGUCGUGACAUGUCUGCAGCUUGUCGAAUACUUCCUCUCGCCGGGCCAUGCGCCGCGCCGCGGCUUGGUGGUGUUGUUCAACAACGGCGAGGAGGACUACCUGAAUGGUGCCCGUGCGUACAGCCAGCACCCGAUGGCCAAGUUCGCCCAUACAUUCCUCAACCUGGAAGGCGCCGGUGCUGGCGGUCGGGCCACUCUGUUCCGCAGUACCGAUACAGAGGUCACCCAGGCGUAUGCGAAAUCCAAGCACCCCUUUGGAUCUAUCGUCAGCGCAAAUGGGUUUGAACUUGUCGGUAGUCAGACAGACUAUAUCGUCUUUGACGGUGAGAUGGGGCUCCGGGGACUAGAUGUUGCCUUUUACGAGCCGCGCGCUCGGUAUCACACCGAUCAGGAUGAUGCCCGACACACCAGCAUGGAUUCUCUAUGGCAUAUGCUCUCUGCAGCUGUUACGACCACCGAGGAUCUGGUCUCUGACGAUACUGACCGGUUCGAUGGCCGUGCUCGAGAUGAUGGCAAUGUACCCAAUGGUCAAGGUACAAAGGCUGUCUGGUUCGAUCUUUUCGGCAGCGCAUUCGCUGUCUUCCAGUUGCAUACUCUUUUCGCGCUAUCUGUCACCUUGCUGAUUGUGGCGCCGUUGACUCUGCUGGUAACCAGCAUUGCCCUGUCGCAGGCAGAUAAGAUGUAUUUGUUCCGCUCCUCGGUGCAUUUGGAGACGAGCGAUGAGAAGGUCCCGCUUCAGGGUCUUCGGGGAUUCUUCCGGUUCCCGUUUUUGAUUGUGAUUCCUACCGCUGUUAUUGUCGGGUUUGCUUAUAUGCUGGCAAAGGUCAAUCCGUACAUUGUUCACAGCAGUUCCUAUGCCGUGUGGAGCAUGAUGAUCUCCGCAUGGAUCUUCUUAUCUUGGUUUGUGUCUUGCGUCGCUGAUUUUGCGCGCCCAUCCGCUUUCCACAGGGUGUAUACUUACACGUGGAUGUUUGUUAUCUCCUGGGCGGUGUUGGUCCUCGCCACUGUCCUGGAGAAUGAGCAUCAAAUGGGUGGUGGCUAUUUCACACUGUUUUACUUUGCGGGUAUCUUCCUGGCCACAUGGAUUUCCUACCUUGAACUCUUCUCCCUUCCAAGAAAGUCCGAGUAUGUCGGUCAAUUGGCUCAAGACUCGCGACAGCCCAGCAGCUACGGCAGCCGACUUGGUACGGGCGAUGACAACGAAAACGACGAAGCAGCCGAAGAGGAGCCAACCGAGUCGACAUCGCUGCUGCGUGGUCAACGUACGACCUUCGCAAACUACGUCAACGUUCCUGGUGACUACUCAACAGCUAUUGAUGAGGAGGAAGAGCAAGAUCCAAACGUGUAUGGAAAUGAGCAAGCAUGGAGUGCAUCGAUGCCCAGCUGGACCUGGGUAUUCCAGCUCCUUCUCACCGUUCCGAUUAAUAUCACCAUGCUGGCCCCUCUGGCUCUGAUCAUGACCAGCGCUCUUUACCAAACGGGCCAGGACGGCGAUCCCACUCUGGUCGUGUACCUGCUCAUGGCGCUUUUCAUCACACUGAUCCUCAUGCCGAUCUUGCCCUACAUCCACCGUUUCACCUACCACAUCCCAAUCUUCCUGUUCUUGGUCCUCAUUGGCACUCUCAUUUACAACUUGGUUGCCUUUCCCUUCUCUGACUCCAACCGCGUGAAGCUCUAUUUCUCGCAGCAGGUCGACCUGGACAGGGGUAACUCUACCGCUUAUCUCGCCGGUGUCAGCCCCUUCGUUGAAGACGUUGUUCGUGGUCUACCCAAUGCAGAGGGCAACACAGAGUGCAAGACCGUUGUCAGACACGGCAAGCUCUUGCAGUGUUCCUGGCCUGGAGCCGAACCACACGUUGUCCAUAGCAAAAACGCCUCCACUGGUCCAUCGGUAGAUUGGGUCUCGUAUAGCAUCUCUCAUCUCGAGAGCAGCACUCGCUCGGUCCGCUUCGAAGUCUCAGGUCUGAAUACCCGCGCUUGUCGUAUCACCCUGGAAAGUCACCCCAUCAAAACAUUCAGUGUUGUCGGAUCCUCUGCGCCCGAUAAGCGGUUUAUCAAGCCAUCUUCGGAUGGAAUGAAAGAGAUCCGCCUCUGGAGUCGUACGUGGGAUGGCUCGUGGACGGUGGACGUCGAAUUCAAUGAACAUGGCUCUAUCAAGGGUCGUGUCUCGUGUCUGUGGAGCGAUGACAAUAGCCCUGAUCUCAUUCCGGCCCUAACUGAAGCCAGGCAAUACAUUCCUGCUUGGGUCGCCCUAACCAAAUUGGCAGACGGCUUGGUUGAGGGGUACCGGGAGUUUGAACUUGUGCAGGAUGGAUCUGGUGCUUGGGAGCAGAAGACCAUCCAGUGA